Molecule: messenger RNA, 6249 nt
Organism: Nakaseomyces glabratus
Lineage: Eukaryota; Fungi; Ascomycota; Saccharomycetes; Saccharomycetales; Saccharomycetaceae
Gene: CYR1
Product: adenylate cyclase
Biological process (GO): intracellular signal transduction; cAMP biosynthetic process
Molecular function (GO): magnesium ion binding; protein binding; adenylate cyclase activity
Source: RefSeq, a predicted model, not a curated record
AUGUCGAGGCGAAGUGAGAGCAAUAGGACUCACUUGGAACAAGGGACAUACAGCAAGAAAGUACACGAUGAGCAGCCUCGGUUUAAGAGCACAUAUGACCAACAGGACUUCUCUGGGACUAGUUCUCGGAGAAACAGCACUAUACAGAAUGUGUAUUCCAGCAUUGGGGGGCUAACCCGGACUAGAAGCCGUGACAGUGUUUCCUCUAUAAAGUCUAACCCCGGAGAGUUUCCGUCUAAUAAGAACUAUCAACAUAAGUCGAAAAAGAGCCCAUUCUCCCUUAAGAGGACUCUGAGCAAUCUAUCCGUUACGAAUAUGUUACAGACACAAACGCCGUCCAGCUUACAGAACAUGGCAUUUGAGGAUGAGAUAGAUCAAAAAAUAGAUAGUUCGAAUACUACUGAUGUUGACAGCAUAGGAUCCAUGUCCGAUAGGUCUUUUACUUCGCGGGUCGCGAGUAACAGUGAGAAUGACCACACACACCAUAGGAAGCACGGCAGCACAUCUAGAAAAUACUCGUUUGCUGAAAACCUCUUCAAGAAACUCGCUCCUUCCAACUCAAGUACCAAGACUAGUCAUAAAGGACAAACAACUAGACGGACAGCUGGUCUGACCCAUAGUAAGCCCACUGCAGAAACUAUAAGCGAACUUCCAGGAGAGCAUGAUUUGACCAAUGUUAAGUUUCCACCACCGCUAGCAGAAAUCGGAGCAGACGGCUUACGAAACAAGGUAAAGCAAAUAGUACGCGGCCACAGCACAUCUGGUAUUGCUAUAGCCAAUGACGGAAGCACGCGCAGUAGCAUACCUCUGAUGAAAGAGCUGGAGAAGAAGAAAUUGAAACAUAAAGAUCAGGAGAAGCAUCAGUCGGAAAGCUCUAGCAUUCAUAGUAGCCAGGGCAAUAAAAAACUGUUUUUAUCUACCGGCUCCUCUGCUAGCAGUAGGAGAGGGUCCACUGUUAAUUCCAUUCUAACUAAUGAUAAUCGAAGUAGUGUUUCUAAUCCAAAGGAACCCAAGAGUGUGUUAGGCGAACCAUCUCAUAACAAUCAAACAAAGGAUAUUAAUACACCUAACCAAAAAGGCUUCACUACUGCACAGAGAGCAAAUUCUAUUAGUGUCCCUAGCAAGUCACAUAAAUUUAACGCUAUUGAUCCUGAAAAUACUAUAGAGGCACGGUUCAAUGAAUCAACCCUAGAUAAGGAAAAGGAUGAGAGCAUAAAAGAAAAAGACAAUUCUGAUAAUAAAGGAAAUGACGAAAAUAAUGCAGAAGAUAUCAAGACUGAGAACCCUAAUACGGGACUAUUCCCACUUGAUACCAAUUUGGAGAACAUGGCGGAGAUUACAAAAAAUGUCGAACCUCCAAGCGAGGCAGACAAGGAACCAAUAACAAGAUCAAAUACAUUUAUAUCUGGGCCAAAGAAAUCCCAUUCCAUAGCAGAUAUUCCAACAUGGGUUUCUUCUGAGUCUAGCUUGAAGGAUUACACCCAGACGGAUAGGGACCAAUGGGUAGCUCCAGAAAGUUGGGAUGUCGAAAUGAGAAUGGGCGGUUCGAAUGCUAAUCAUUUAGAAAAUGAAGAAGAACCGUUUGAUUCAAUUCUAUCACCAGAAGAAGUCACAAUGGCUACUCAACAAAAGCAAAGAAGGAAUAAAUCUAACAACAAAUCUUCCAAGUCAAGGAAUGGCAGUGAAGUUAACGGUAAGAAACCCCUUUCGACUAAAUCGAUGGUAAGAAUUAAAAACUCUCUAUUUAUGAGCCCAACUUCUAAUGAUACAGAAAAUUCUUCAGAUCUAUCAAGGAAUGGAGGAAUCAAUUUCAACUCAAAGUUGGGAUCAAGCAGAGUAAGAAAAUCGUCGAGUGAUUCGUUAGCUUCUAUUAUAUCACCAACGGAAUCAUUGCACUCUGAUGAUGAUAAACAAAGUACAACUUCCCGAUCAUCUUAUAAUUCGUCGACCUCUAACCAAUAUCCAGAUAAUAUUGAUGAUGAGAACGAAGAGUAUGAGUUACAACUGAAUGCUCGUGCUGCUCGGAAGAGGAAGACUAUAUCUUCAAGUGAAUUAUUUCAAAAGAUGAAUGAUGGGACAGACAAUAGUGAUAGCAACGAAAACAUUUCGGCAGAUAUAGAUGAUGAGAGACAUGAUAAUGUUGAGUAUGAAUUGGAAAGAUAUUAUAAAGAUGUUAGUGAUUUGGACCCAAAGCGUCACUAUGCUAUUCGUAUUUUCAAUACCGAUGACACGUUUACAACACUGUCAUGUACUCCUGGCACAACGGUCGAGGAGAUGAUCCCUGCAUUAAAACGUAAGUUUAAUAUAACUACACAAGGUAAUUUCCAAAUAUCUCUGAAAGUCGGUAAGCUUUCAAAGAUUUUGAGACCUGUGUCCAAACCGAUCCUUAUCGAGAGAAAAUUACUGUUACUGAACGGCUACAGAAAAUCCGAUCCACUACACAUAAUGGGUAUUGAAGAUUUAAGUUUUGUAUUCAAGUUUCUAUUCCAUCCGGUGACGCCAUCACAUUUUACACCAGAACAAGAGCAAAGGCUUAUGAGAAGUGAAUUUGUGCACGUUGAUUUGAGGAAUAUGGAUCUAACAACACCUCCUAUUAUAUUUUACCAACACACUUCUGAAAUUGAAAGUCUGGAUGUUUCCAACAAUGCAAAUAUAUUUUUACCACUUGAAUUUAUUGAAAGUGCAAUUAAGCUUUUAAGUUUAAGAAUGGUGAAUAUCAGGGCUUCAAGAUUUCCAGCCAACAUUACAGAAGCAUAUAAAUUGGUAUCCCUCGAAUUACAGAGAAACUUUAUAAGAAAGGUCCCAAGCUCAAUAUCAAAGCUUGUUAAUUUAACCAUUCUUAACUUACAAUGUAACGGAUUAGACAGAUUACCAAGUGGUUUCUCUCAAUUAAAAAAUUUACAGCUGCUGGACCUUUCCUCUAAUAGGUUUGCUCAUUACCCAGAGGUUAUUAAUUUCUGUACCAACCUUCUUCAAAUCGAUUUGUCAUAUAAUAAGAUACAUCAUCUUCCAAAAAGCUGCAGACAGUUGGUUAAACUUGCCAAAAUGAAUCUAUCUCAUAACAAGUUGACUCAUGUUGGCGAUUUAUCAGAGCUGAAAAACCUAAGGACUUUGAACUUACGUUUCAACAGGAUCAAUACAAUCAAUACUAAUGCACCAAAUUUACAGAAUCUGUUCUUGACUGAUAAUAGAAUAUCUAAUUUUGAUGAGAACUUACCUAAACUGAGGGCACUAGAAAUACAGGAGAAUCCUAUCACUUCGAUCUCAUUCAGAGAAUAUCCAAUGAACAUGACAAGUUUAUCAUUAAACAAGGCUAAGCUUGCCAGUAUUCCAGGUGAAAUAUUCAAAAAGCUACUAAGGCUAGAAAAACUUGAAUUGAAUGAAAAUAAUCUCACAAGGUUACCAAGUGAGAUUUCUUUAUUGACGAAGCUAGUUUAUCUGUCUGCAGCAAGAAAUAAACUUGAAAGCAUACCUCAGGAGUUUUCUAAACUUAAAAGUCUAAGAUCCCUUGAUCUCCACUCUAAUAAUAUCAGAGAUUUUUUUGCUGGUAUGGAGGACAUCGAAUUAACUUUCUUGAACAUAUCUUCCAAUGUGUUCGCGAAUGCAAGUUUAGAUCCUUCCUUUUUCUUAAAUGUCUCUAAUGAUUCCAAGUUAUCCAAAAGCCUAAUGUUCUUUGUGGCUGCAGAUAACCAAUUUGAUGAUGACGCUUGGCCAUUAUUCAACUGCUUCACCAACUUAAAACUAUUGAAUCUGUCUUAUAAUAAUCUUCAAGAUAUAACAAAGAUGAAGUUAGAGAAUUUGACCGAAUUAUUUUUAUCUGGUAAUAAAAUCAAUACUUUGCCUGGUGACACAGUUUCUAAGUGGAAAUAUUUGAAGACAUUGAUGCUGAAUGGUAACCAAUUGCUUUCCCUUCCAGCGGAACUUUCUCAAUUACCUCAAUUAAAUGUUUUUGAUAUUGGCUCCAAUCAAUUGAAGUACAAUAUUUCAAAUUUUCAUUAUGAUUGGAAUUGGAGAAAUAACAAGGAACUGAAAUACUUAAACUUUUCUGGGAAUAGAAGAUUUGAGAUUCGUUCAGUAACAAAUCAAGAAUUACAAACAGAUCUCUCUGAUCUUACUGUUUUACCUCAUCUAAAGGUAUUAGGUUUAAUGGAUGUUACCCUUAACACUACUAAAGUUCCUGAUGAAAACAUUAAUUUCCGUCUGAGAACAACGGCUUCCAUAAUAAAUGGUAUGAAUUAUGGUGUAGCUGACACGUUAGGCCAGAGGGAUUAUGUUUCCUCAAGAGACGUUACAUUUGAAAGAUUUAGAGGUCAUGAUGAUGAAUGUUUGAUUUGUCUUCACGACAGUAAAAACCAGAAUUCUGAUUAUGGCUACAAUAUAUCUAGAAUUGUCAGAGAUAUCUAUGAUAAAAUUUUGAUAAGACAGUUAGAGAAAUUUGGUGACUCCAAUGAAGAUGAAAUUAAGAAAGCACUAAGAUUUAGUUUCCUACAACUAAACAAAGAAAUCAACGGUAUGCUAAAUUCAGUAGAUAACGGUGCCAACAUAGAUAAUUUGACUUCCGCAGACUUAUUGAGUGGUGCCUGUUCAACCGUUAUAUAUAUGAAGGGAACUAAACUAUAUGCUGCAAACUUAGGCGAUUGUAUGGCGGUUCUGUCGAAAAACAAUGGUGAUCAUCAAAAAAUCACAAAACAGCAUGUGCCAACUAAAAGAGAAGAAUACGAACGUAUCAGAUUAUCCGGUGGUUAUGUCAAUAAUGGUAAACUUGAUGGUGUGGUAGAUGUAUCCAGAGCAGUCGGCUUUUUUGAUUUGCUACCACACAUCCAUGCAUCGCCUGACAUUUCAGUUAUUAAUGUAACUAAAGCCGAUGAGAUGCUGAUCAUUGGUACUCAUAAGCUAUGGGAGUACAUGGAUAUCGAAACAGCUUGUGACAUUGCUAGAGAACAUGUCCUUGAACCUAUGCUAGCUGCAGAGGAAUUAAAAGAUCAUGCUAUUGCUUAUGGUUGUUCAGAAAAUAUUACCAUAUUGUGUCUUGCUCUUUCAAAGUCAAAUUCACAGGAAAGUAAAUUCACGCUUAACCGUUCUUCGUUAUUAAGUAAGAGAAGCACUGUAGAAGAUACAACACUAAGAAGACUUCAACCAGAAAUUGCUCCCCCUACUGGCAAUCUAGCUGUUGUAUUCACAGAUAUUAAGAAUUCCACAUUUUUGUGGGAAUUAUUCCCUAAUGCAAUGAGAACCGCAAUCAAGACACAUAAUGACAUCAUGCGGAGAUUGCUGCGUAUUUAUGGUGGUUAUGAAGUGAAAACAGAAGGUGAUGCGUUUAUGGUCACUUUCCCUACACCAAUUAGUGCCUUGGUGUGGUGUCUUAGUGUCCAACUGAAACUAUUGGAGGCACAAUGGCCUGAAGAAAUAACAUCUAUCCAGGAUGGUUGUUUAGUUACCGAUCGGAAUGGUACUAAAAUAUACCAAGGGUUAUCCGUGAGAAUGGGUAUGCAUUGGGGUUGUCCUGUUCCAGAACUUGAUUUAGUUACACAAAGAAUGGACUAUCUUGGACCUGUUGUCAACAAGGCUGCCAGAGUUUCAUCUGUUGCUGAUGGUGGCCAAAUCACAUUAUCCAGUGAUUUUGUUUCUGAGUUUAAUAAGAUAAUGAAAUAUCACGAUAAUGUUGUGAAGGAUAAGAAACCCUUAAAGGAAGUGUAUGGGGAAGAAAUAAUUGGUGAAAUGCUUGAAAGAGAGAUUACUAUGCUUGAGAGUAUUGGAUGGUCUUUCUUUGAUUACGGUGAACAGAAGCUAAAGGGUCUGGAAACCAAAGAGUUCAUCACCAUUGUUUAUCCAAAAUCUCUUGCUUCCCGUCAUGAAUUUAUUACUGAAGAAGAACAAUCCAAGAUAAUCAAUCUAGAUUUCUUGCUAUCCUUGCGCCAGUUGGCAAAUAAACUGGAAGCUAUAUUGUCAGCUGUAGGAGGAGGAUUUUUGGAGUUGGACUCCAAACAAAGAGAAUAUCAUUCUGUUAUUGAUAGAUCAUUGAAAGGUGUUGUUGCUGCCAGCAUGUCGGACAAGGAAUUGAUUUUGUUUUUCGACCACCUAGUUACAAGAAUUGAGACCAUAAUAGCUGUUUUACAACUCAGAAUAAAAGUGACUAAAGGGUUAGACAUCUGCCAACACCAUGAUUUCUGUCUUCCUCAGAAGGGGAUCUUCGAAGUUCUUGAUGACGUAUUCAAACUCAUGGAUGCUGCCAAGCAAAUCCAAAAUUGA